Messenger RNA from Anoplopoma fimbria (sablefish), 5381 nucleotides. It is a transcript of the gene fam78ab, whose product is annotated as family with sequence similarity 78 member Ab. NCBI's taxonomy places the organism in Eukaryota, Metazoa, Chordata, Actinopteri, Perciformes, Anoplopomatidae. The coding region runs from base 71 to 859 and encodes 262 amino acids. The transcript has 3 exons. The record is from RefSeq and is a predicted model, not a curated record.
GAGACAGUCUGCUAUGAAUGAGCACUUUUGAAUCUGACCUCUGGACGGUUUUGUGUUGCUAUUUAAUGCAAUGGGCUGUAUCCAGAGUAUCAGGUGUAAGCCUAAGAGUUUCCGAGACAGUAUCAUCGUCCUGGAGGUGAAUACUUCCAUCGACCCCAACCCUACGAGCAUCGACGAGUCAUCCAGCGUGGUACUGCGCUACCGGACACCGCACUUCCGAGCUCAUGCCCGGGUCCUUGUGCCGCCAGUAGCCGGCAAAGAGACAUGGACCAUCGGCUGGAUUCAAGCCUGUAACCACAUGGAGUUCUACAAUACGUAUGGAAACAAAGGGAUGUCGAGUUGGGAGCUCCCGGAACUGCGUGAUGGUAAAAUCCAGGCCAUCAGCGACUCGGAUGGGGUGAACUACCCGUGGUACGGCAACACCACGGAGACCUGCACUGUGGUCGGCCCCACCAAGAAGGACAACAAGUUCACCGUUAGUAUGAAUGACAAUUUCUACCCCAGCGUGACCUGGGGUGUGCCCGUCAGCGACAGCAACGUGCCUCAGCUUAGCAGCAUCCGCCGCGACCAGAGCUUUACGACGUGGCUGGUGGCCAUCAACCAGGUCACCUCGGAGACACUCGUGCUGCAGACGAUCCGUUGGAGGAUGCGGCUUCACAUCCAUGUGGACCCGGAGAAACCUCUGGGUCACAGGGCAGCUCUGAAAGAGCCCGUAGCCCAGGAACAGCCCGAGAUCCUGGGCAAGAACGAGCCCAUCCCCUCCAACGCAAUGGUCAAGCCCAACGCCAACGACGCCCAGGUGCUGAUGUGGCGGCCAAAGAAUGGUGACCCCAUGGUGGUCAUCCCACCCAAAUACUGACCUGCUUCACUGACCAGACUGGCCUUGGAUACCUUAACCGUAUCAUCUCUUAUUUAUUCUCUUUUCUUUGGUUCCUGCUCGUCACCAGCUCUCACUGCUUUAACCCUCCCUCCUUUUUCUGCCUCUAUAUUCUUCUCUCUUAUGUUUCAAAAAAAGACUGACGGAGAGAAAAACAGGCAAAGGAAACCACCUCUGAGAAAAAGACCAGCUGUUGCUCUCAGGUGGGGGGCUUGAACACACUUUUGAAACUGGAGUGAACAAACUGCAACCAUUCUACCUUCAAACUGGGGCGGAUCGCACUGUGCUAAAUGAAAUAAUUGCAAAAAUGAAAAACAAAAGAAUUUCUUUGUUUUUUUAUUUCAGUUUUAUAUUUUGGCUGUUUUGGGCCAAGCGAUAUGGGGUUUGUGAGUGUGGGUGUAUUUAAGUAUUUACAUGACCAUGUCUGCACACAUGCUACAAAGAUGGAUGUGCGCAAACCUUGUGUAUGAAUACCAGUUGUGAUUUUAUUUAUGGGCUGGGAAGAGUGCAUUUAAUUUUGUUUUGUCGUUGCAUUGGGUGACAUACUAGAUUUUAGGACUUUUUUUUAAAAACAUGCAAGACAUUCAAUCCACGCUGCCUUAAGUUUACAUUGCUUUUCAUUGCAAACUUUUUCGCCUUAAACAAAGUGCAAUGCAGUAUUUUGCUCAAUUGUCCAGUCUCUUCCAGACAUGUUGGUGCUGGAAUAUGUGGGUUUACAACAUGAUCGAUAUGACAGAAGAAGGGGUCUGAUGGCUCUAUGUUAUGUUGCAUUUACCUGACAUAUGUAUUGUUGCACAAGUACAACCAGCAUUAUGCGUAGACACAGUUAUACAACCAGACUAACUAGUUGUGUUUCAAGCGCAUUAUGCAACAGUAGUGAUGCUCUGUACUGAUACAGAGAACACCAGUAAAGCCAACCCUCGUCAAUAGCACUCAACGCAAUAACAACUUGAGCACAAAGUACUCGAUAGCACUCCUCAGCUAACCUCAUUUCAUUCACUUUAUUCUGUUUAUAGGCCUUGCCUUCAACAUCAGAACACUUGCUUUCCUUUCUCUGUGUCACUCCAUCUCAGGGCCCCUUUUUUACACUUCCUUCCCUUCUCUUGUUGCAUCAAUCUAGUCUGGCCUACACUUUCUUGCCAGAGAGUAACUGUGUUUGCAUUGCUCACAUUGAACAAUCAAUACUUUGAUUAAUAAGCAGCCACAGACAGGAGAAAUAACAGAGAGACUUAAUAACUGGAGAGUGAAAACCGCAAGAUAUUUGUUGUGCUGACAAUCUUAUACACGUUUUAAUUUAUAAUCGUUGCCUUCCUUUAAAUGAAUAACACUCCUUUUCUUUCUGUUAUAUUCAUUUUAAGACAUGUCUCUCUGUUAAAGGUGGUUUUGUCUCUCAUCCUCAAUCAUCUGUAAUCUUUAUCUACACCAGAGUUCUUCUUCCCCCCCUUGAUUUCCCCUCCUCCUUCUCUCGUUUCUGUCUGUUCUUGAGGCUGACGAGCAGAGCAGGAAGCAUGCAAGUUUGAUCCUGACUGCUCGGUUGGCAUAUAGAUGACCCACUUCUCUGCCCUCCAGUUGUAGCUCUCGCUGCAGAAAUGUGGGGGUUUGUCUCCCUUUAAUUCACAGCCAGUAGAUGUAAGACACAAACACGCAUACACAAACAGCUCUGGUCAGCUAGAUACCAACAUUAAAUGAGAUGAAGCCUGUUUAGCUGUUAAUCUUUCAUGUGCUUCAGCUGGAAAAACUCCAAACACUUAAAAGCAGAGAGAAAGGCUGAUUUUGGCAUCAUGGGAAGCCAAGAUAUGGGUAAAAAGUUAUUUAUGCACAAAAGUUUUUUUUCUGUUACUGGCCAGUUUUUCACUUUUAGAUGCAAAUAUCUUGCAAGCUCACUGCUCUCACCAAGUUCCCUUAUUUUCGCCUCAAACCAAAGAAAUAAUUUACGUGCAAGACUGACCUGCUCAUGUAUUUCACAAAGAUCAUUAAGCUGCUGCUAUUUCAGUGAAUCAGCGUCUCCUUACAAGAAACUGUGUUUUUUAAGGGCAUUAUGUCCAUUUAACUGUACAAAACAAGAUUAUUUUGUGAUCAAACUCAUUAGGCAGGUACUAUGAUUCAGCUGAUAUUUCUACCAGACCGUAAAUAAUUAAUUCUACAUUUUGGGAAAUAUGCUUAUUCACUUUCUUGCAGAAAAUUAGACGACCAGAUUGAUACCUAUCUCAUGUGUGUAAGCUAAAUAUGAAGCUACAGGUGGCAGUUAGCUUAGCUUAACGAGUAUUUAUGCUAAGCUAAGAGUCUCUUGGCUCCUAGCUUUAUAAUUAACAUGCAAUAACAAAAGCUUAGCUGAACCAGAGCUCAAACAUCAACUCAUGCAGUCAAUUUGAUGCCACAAACUGAACUGCUUUGUUCACAUCAUAACUACACUUUAAGCUAGCACAUGGCUACAUGUAAACACACCUGCUAGGCUUGUUUCAUGUCUAACCACGUUAGCCUGUGCUCCAUGCUGGGCUGCAAGACGAAGAGAAGAGGCUAUUGGGGGACUGCUGUCAUAAUUAGAUCUGCAGUGACACACUUGCAUGCCCUAGAUGGGCUUAACUGUGCUGAGUCGGUGCCGUGCAGCGCAAUGGCCAGCUAAGGUCAUGGUUGAGGUUUAAGUGAGGUCAAAUAGCAAAGGUCAGGGUCAUAGAGUUUGUGUGAGGCGAGCUGUCAAAGUCCUAAAGUGUACUGCAGAGAGUCAGGCGACGGUGGGGGAAUGAAUAUGAAGGGUGACAACAAAUUAAAUCCAUUCAGACAUUAAAGCGAUCCUAAAAUAACGUGACAUUUACCAAGCCCGACUUGGAUGUCAGCCACAAGUUAUUUCAAUUUGUGGUUUGUUUUGAUGGCAGCAGAGAAAGCUCCGGCUCAUGUUAUAUACUCGGUGACCUUUCACCUGUCGUAGUAUUUGGAUCUUCCUGCUAAUGUCUUGCAAUGACCUAUGGACACUGUGGGUAGUGCUUGAGCUUGGACUACAUGUAAUACCAUUAAACCUUGACACGCAGAUGUUUCCCGCACUCACAACAUGCACGUGUGUGUGUAUUCAUGCGAGCGUGUGUGUGUGUGUGUGUGUGUGUGUGUGUUAAAUCCCAGUUAAGGGAUUUAGGCAGGAUGAGGAGUUCCAAUGAUGUGCUUCUGCUGUUGUUGAGUCAUGAUUCGUUCUCUCUCUCACACACAAACACAGUGCAGGAAAGGUUACGUCCUUGUCAUAAAACAGGGACAGAGCUUGCCCGCACACGCACACACACACACACACACACACGCACACACACACACACACACACACACACACACACACACGCACACACACACACACACACACACCAUCACAGACAAACACCCUGGGGGGAAAGGAGCAGGCCUGGCGUGGUAUCUGAUUGUCACAGCAGUACAUUGGCAGUAGGAACUCAUUUAUCAGCCCUGCACGUUGACCGUCUGAACACAUGCACAUGCUACAAAGCCAUAUGCAGAAACACAGCUGUUAAGAUUUGCUAAUAAACAGGAAGUGAUACAUGCUUUAACGUGAAAGAGAAAUGGAAGUAUUAAGGUCACUGAGUGGGUGCCUGUCAACUAUCAACAGCAUAUAUUGUAGAAUAAGGGCACUAAUUGUCUUCUGUGUGUGAGUCUGAAUUUGUUAGGAUGUGUUAAUGAUGUGUAUUUUAUGUUAACAAAACAGAAGAACUUCAUAAAUGCUUUAUGUGCUUCCUUAAAUAAGCCACAGAAAAACAGAAUGGCACAUUGUUUGUUUGUUUGUUGUAUGGAGGGCCGAAGGUGCCAAAAUUGGACAAAGCCAAAACUAUGCAGUGGGACAUUGUAGGUAACUCGUGAACUCUUGGCAUUUAAUAACAGGCCUGUUUUCAGUUAUUUUUAAUCAUUAAAUGCAAUGUUCAUAUUUGUAUUUCCUGACAAACAUUACAAAUGCAAAAUGUAGCUACGUGGAAGAUGUUUUGUUGCAGUUUUUUCUGCUUGUAGGGCUGAGCUGAGUGGAUGAAAGCCUCCCCUCCUAAACCCACAUCAUUAGAGCUCUUCAGAGGGCUGCUUCUGAUCGUUAUGUAAUUAUUUAAGUCCCAUCAGUGAAUCAACAGCCCUUUAUUUAAACCAAUAAGACAUCCCAAGUUCACACUCCGGAUCGCCUGCCUUCAUUUCCUGACUUUUACUUUUGGUUCCAUCCAAAAUUAAAUUUGCUGUUGUCCCUUAAAAAAGUCCCAUGGUUUAAAAAAAAAAAAACUAAAUGUAGCACAGAAAAGAAUAUGAGCGACUUGGUACAUUUCUCAUUUUGUUUUGUUCGUUUUCCAGAUAUAAAGCACUGAAAUUGUUUAAGCAGUGUGUGUACUUUUGUUCAGCUUUGACUUUUACACCAAUACUUGAAAAUGGGUCAGUCAGCAAAUAUUUAAAACUGUGAAAAUGCACAACACUGGGGAAACAAACCCUGAAAAAAAUAGAUAUAAAAAAAGGACUUUUUAAUAAAUGAAUAACAUGUACA